AUGCUUAGUCGCGUCGACAGUUUGCUAGGCUCACAAGCGGCUCCAAGCGGCCCUUCGCCCGCUGCAUCGUCUCAGUACACAGGGUCGAAACGAGGCGAGGAACAAAGAGAACCUUCGAGCUGUGGAGCGGAGAUUAUGUAUAAUUCGCCGAUCCGACUGCGACUAGGCAGCCGUCAGUGUUUGAAAAUAUCGACAGUUAAGGACAUUAGCCAGCAGUCUCAAACGACAUUGUAUUUGCCGCCAAGGCCGACGGGAUCAGGCACGGGAGCGGGUGGACCGGCAGGGAUUGCACAUCGCUCACAACUGUCGACUAUCAUCCAGAUUGACGUGAGUGGAGAUGGAUUGGAUGGAGACGCCGAUCAGAUAUUCGUGCUGCAAAACACUACUCUACGCUCGGACUGUGGAGAAGUUCAUUUUUCGGAUGUCGUCUCGUUAUACUGCGUUGGCGGGAGCUGCAAAGGACAGUUCUUGUCGGUAGACCCAGCUACUCAGACCUUAACGAUGAAGAAAGGGCCAGUGAUCUCCAACAGCGAGAAGUGGAGACUUGUGAAUCCUGCUGCAGAGGGCCGUGAGGACUAUCCUGUUAGUAACCAAGACUCAUUCGUCUCAGUGGGCGCUGCAAACAGACUGUGGGGCCAACAGAAAACGAUUGCAACGAGCGACAGUGUGUUGCUCAAGAUGCAUACAGCUGAACUCUAUCUUUCCGUACGCCCCGAUUGCAAAGAGAAUGAUGGUGUCAACGAUACCAUGCAGGUGUGGAAGGUCACGAAGUCGAAUUUGCCCUAUGACCCGGAGUGGAAUCGAGAACGCCCUUAUCUCACCGGCGAGGCUUUUGUACAGCUGCAAACCAAGCGACACAACUCACCAGAUGAUGGCGACUUGAACCUGCCUCCAUUGUCCACGUACCCUCCUUCAGCACAGGAAUCCAUCAUCGUGGACGAUUUGUUAUACGUCCUUCUGGGUGUGGAAGGCCGCUAUAUCAAACUAGCCGUCACCGAAACUCGUGGUGUUGACGCCGCAAGAUCAACGCGCUCAUUCAAGUUUGGACUGAACCAACCUGGUAUGGAUCCGUCUCUCCUGACUUUGGCGUCACGGUGUCUAUCGCUGGGCGAGUUCUACCUAAAACUAACGCUCUACAUUGAGCAGUUCUCUCGGUAUGAGUACGGCCAAGUGAGUCACGCCUUUUGCGCGGCGCUGAAAACGCUGGUGAAGGAAUAUAAAAUCAUGGUUGGGCAGCUGGAGCAUUUAGCAAGGAAAACAGACGGGGCAGCUUCAUUUACCAUCCAAAAGUUAUGGUACUAUGUGCAGCCAAGCUUAAGGACGUUGGAGAUGCUAAGCCUGCUGGUAUUCUCGUUCCUCAUGGAGCGAGCCAGUGUACCGUAUUUAAAGAUGGUAGAACGAUGGGUCUACCAUGGAGAUCUUGUGGAUCCAUACGAUGAAUUUAUGAUUCGGCGAGAUGACCAAGUAAGCAAAGAGGACGUAAAAGAUAACCCAUACUCGACGUACUGGCAGAGUCGAUACACGGUUCGUGCAUCGCAAGUGCCGCUAUUCCUUUCCCGCGUCGCCCAGAAAAUCCUGACUGCUGGUAAGUACCUGAAUGUCUUCCGCACAUGCAGUCGUCAAGUGGACUGUCCAUUUGCAGGGGAGCUUGUGUUUUCUUCGAGUGAAUCAGUUUACGAAGAACUGAUAGACAGGGCACACGGGUUUGCUAGUCGUGUGCUGCUGGACCUGUUCGUACGGGAGAACGACCUGCAGAACCGACUGAUCUCGCUGAAACACUAUUUCCUGAUGGACCAGGGAGACUUCUUCGUCGACUUUAUGGACGUAGCUGAGGUGGAGCUCAAGUUGCGAGCUGAUAAAUUGUCGUUACCGCGCUUGGAAUCGUUGCUCCAUUUGUCCCUCCAAACAUCUACGUGCUCGUCCGACCCAUACAAGGACGACUUGCAGUGCUUCCUGUCGCCACAUAAUCUCAUCUCUCACAUGGAAGCGAUCCACCAACGCGCUCAAAAAGGCCCCCGUGACUCGCUGACAACGUUUGCGUCGUCCUCCAUCGGUCACCCUGGGUAUAAGGUCAUUGAUGCAUUUACUCUCGACUACAACGUCAAGUGGCCUCUGUCUCUUGUGAUCUCAUGCGGUGCGUUGACCAAGUAUCAGAUGAUCUUCCGACACGUUUUCUUUUGCAAGCACGUGGAGCGCCAGCUCUGUGACGCCUGGAUGAACCACCAGGCAACCAAAGAAUUGUCGCUGCGUGCUGCACUGGGACCAUCAUUCUGCCUACGACAGCGAAUGCUGCACUUUCAGCAGAACUUCGUGUACUACAUGAUGUUUGAGGUGAUCUCGCCCCGAUGGCACGAUUUCCAGCAGCAGCUAGCGAGCGCAGGGACCGUGGACGAUAUCUUGGAGUUCCAGGGCGAGUUUCUGGACAUUUGUCUGAAGGAAUGCUUGCUGACAGACCCGGAUCUGUUGCGUGUCCUUACGAGACUCAUGAUGGUGUGUAUGGCGUUCGCAAACAGCAUCGAGAGCUACACGCGACCGUAUUUCCUGGAUGAAGAGACGAUUAAAGCUGAACGCGAAGCCGAGAGGGAUCGGAGAGCUGAGAAGAAGGCGCGUGAAGAGGCGGAAGUUGCACUGGCGAGCUACCAGCGUCAGACGGGAACGUUUGGCGGCAAGAAGAAAAGAAGCGUGCUUAGACGCAGGCAGUCCUCGCAGGUUGACAUGCGGCGGACUCGUAUCAGGGAGCUGUCCGACGAUGUAAAGCGUGCAUUGACGGAGCGUGAAGGCGAUAAAGAAAACCCAUUUGUGAGAAUGACGAACGAUCUCGAAAACCAGUUCGACUCGCUGCUGGGAGAGUUCAUGCAGCAAUUGCUGCGACGUUCGCUGUUGCAGCAAAACUCGCAUCUGUCGAAUCUGUGCACGAGACUCGACUACAAUGGCUUCUACACCAAGUAA
Molecule: messenger RNA, 2949 nt
Organism: Phytophthora infestans T30-4
Lineage: Eukaryota; Oomycota; Peronosporomycetes; Peronosporales; Peronosporaceae
Product: gamma-tubulin complex component, putative
Exons: 5
Coding region: 1-2949 (982 amino acids)
Biological process (GO): cytoplasmic microtubule organization; spindle assembly; microtubule nucleation
Cellular component (GO): equatorial microtubule organizing center; gamma-tubulin small complex; spindle pole
Molecular function (GO): gamma-tubulin binding; microtubule minus-end binding
Source: RefSeq, a predicted model, not a curated record